Chlorella variabilis is the source of this 483-nucleotide messenger RNA. RefSeq lists its product as hypothetical. The coding region runs from base 1 to 483 and encodes 160 amino acids. NCBI's taxonomy places the organism in Eukaryota, Viridiplantae, Chlorophyta, Trebouxiophyceae, Chlorellales, Chlorellaceae. The record is from RefSeq and is a predicted model, not a curated record. The transcript has 4 exons.
AUGAAGGCUUCCCAGACCGUGGGCCUGGCCCUGGCGGCCAUCCUGCUGCUGUCGAUGAACGGCGCACAGGCCCGCAAGAUGCUGGCUGACCCCCCAGCUGAGGCGCCCACCUACGGCUACAACGCCGGCCUGGCGUCGCAGGAUGGCGGCGUGCGCCGUCGCCUGCAGGAGGACAGCAUGGCCCCCGGCCCCGCACCCUAUGGCUGGGAGGAGGAGGAUGUCGGUGCUGCCCCCGCCCCCAUGCGCAAGCUGCUGGCUGAUGCCCCCGCAGAGGCGCCCACCUACGGCUUUGAUGCCGGCAUGGCCUCGCAGGAUGGUGGCAUGCGCCGUCGCCUGCAGGAGGACAUGGCCCCCGGCCCCGCCCCCUACGGCUGGGAGGAGGAGGUGGGCGCUGCGCCCGCCCCCAUGCGCAAGCUGCUGGCCGUUACCCCCGCGGAGGCGCCCACCUACGGCUACGACGCCGACAUGGCGAUGCAGGAGUAA